AUGCGCGAAAUCCGAAGCUGCAUUGAGCAUGGAAAGGUCGGUAUUUUUGAAUCGCCGACGGGAACUGGUAAAUCGUUGAGUGUGUUGUGUGCGACAUUGACGUGGCUAGAAAAUGAAGAUAAACAGAUCGAAGCAGAAUUAGAAUCAAAACUGAAAACAGUUCAACUUGAGUUGAAUGAAAGCGAGAAAACAACAGAAAAUUGGGAAGCUGCUCUCAAAAAUAAAAUAAAAUCGGAAAAAGAAAAAGAAGGAAUCGUUGAGAAAAUUGAAGAAAGAAAAAGAUUAACAAAGAGAAUCGAUCAGGCGAAACAGGGAGUGAUCGACAUUUCCAGGAAGAGAAAAGCGCCAGCAAGACACAAUGACUUUGCGCUCGUAGAUGAUGAACCAACAGAUGAAGCAUCUCCAUCAGAAGAAUAUCACUCUGACGGAGAGAAUGGACAGUCAAUUGCCAAACUAUUGGACGAAAACUGUGAAAUUGAACAAGAAGAUGAGCCACCGAAGUGCCUCAAAAUUUUCUAUGCUUCAAGAACUCAUUCUCAGUUAGAACAGCUCAUCGACGAACUAGGAAAGACUCGAUUCCAGCCACGUGUCGUAACUUGUAGUUCAAGAGGAAACUUGUGUGUUAAUGAAGAAGUGAAGAAGCUAAAACUAAAUCAUCUUAUUAACGAAAAAUGUAUGGAGUUACGAAAAAAUGGGACUUCUGAAAAAGACAAAAAGCAGAAAACCGAAGAAGGCGCCAAGAAAAUCAGAUCCUGCACAAAAUCAUGUGAAUUUCAUAACUCUUCUCAAAUUGAGGACUUAGUUAACGGAAUUCUAGCAAACAAACUAAAAACGGCUCUUCAAUUGACAAAAGAAGGAAUUUCCUCGAAAGGAUGUCCAUACUUUGCCUCUCGAAAAGCAGUUCCUCAAUGUCAAUUGGUGCUUUUACCAUAUCAAGUUCUUCUUCACGAAGGAACUAGAAAUGCAUGGGGAAUCGAUCUGAAAGAUAAUGUCAUUGUUCUUGAUGAAGCUCACAAUGUUCUUUCGACAAUCAAUAGCAUCUACUCUUCCGAAGUCUCUGAAAAAUCGCUGACACUGGCUCUCAAACUCAUCAGAGAAUACAAUGCAAAAUACAAAUUACUCUUAAAAGCUAAGAACUUGUUGUAUAUGAAACAAUUGGAACAACUCACCAGUAAAAUGCUGAUUUUUCUAAAUAGUGAAUCGAAAGAAGAUGUGAUGACGAUGGCGCAGCUUUCAAGAAAUUUGAAUAUUUUGGAGCUCAACUUGUUCAAAUUGGCCACCUACAUCGAGAAAACAGAUCUGUGCAAAAAAUUCCAUGGAUUUUAUUUGCAGUCGAAACGCAAUGAGAUCAAUACUAAAAAGGAAAACGACAAACCGAAACUAACCGGAAUUCAAAAGUUGAUGGUUAAAAAAGAAGAAAAUCAGAAACAAAAAGCGGAUGAAUCAGAAGAAGUACAACCACAAAUAACAGUUUCAUCACCACUGUUUUCUUUAAAAUCUUUCAUCGAUGCACUUACAAAUAAAUGUGAAGAUGGAAGAAUUAUUAUUGAUAAAACAAAUGGUUCAAAAUUCCGUUACAUUCUUCUGAAUCCAGCUGAUCGUUUGGCUGAAGUAGUGAAGGCCUGUCGAGCUACAAUCCUUAUCGGUGGAACAAUGGAACCUUCUCAACUUCUUGUGGAAACUUUAUCUCGUGGAUCAAUUGGACAAGAUUCGAUUAGUCGCUUCUCAUGUGCUCAUGUCAUCGAUGAUUCUCAACUAUUGGCAGUAACAAUCAAUAAAACUACUGAUGGAAAACCAUUCAAAUUAACAUUUGAAACUCGAAAAAGUCACGAAACCUUGAAAGCAUUAUGUAGAUCCCUACAAGUACUAACUCAACAUCUGCCGAAUGGUAUCGUCAUUUUUGUUCCGUCUUAUGAAAUUCUGGCUGAUAUCAUUCGAAAAGCGAAAGAGACGGGAAUAAUGGAACAAAUCGAGAGGAAAAAGACAGUUUUCGCCGAAUCUCGCCAUUCCACUCCGAACAUGCUGGCAGAUUACAGUACUGCAGCCAGAACACCGAAAGGAGCAAUACUAUUUGCAGUGAUGGGUGGAAAGAUGAGUGAAGGAAUCAAUUUCUCAGAUGAACUUGGUCGUGCUGUUAUUGUGAUCGGCUUACCAUAUCCGAAUAAGACAGGAGUUGAACUUCGAGAAAGAAUGCGGUUCCUCGAUUCACAAAUGCCAAAUGGAGGAAACAUGCUUUAUGAGUCAAUGUGUAUGCAUUCUGUGAAUCAAUCCAUCGGUAGAGCAAUUCGCCACAGGAAAGACUAUGCAGCAGUAUACCUUUUCGACGAAAGAUUCUCACAAGAGUCCACACGAUGCAAGCUCUCCGCGUGGAUUGGUGAUCGAACCCAAACAAAUCUCGGAUUCUCAGAAAUCAUCCAAAAGUCUAAUUUAUUUUUUAAAGCAAAUUCCACUAAAUGA
Messenger RNA from Caenorhabditis remanei, 2457 nucleotides. RefSeq lists its product as uncharacterized. Gene Ontology annotation, molecular function: ATP binding; DNA binding; hydrolase activity, acting on acid anhydrides, in phosphorus-containing anhydrides. The coding region runs from base 1 to 2457 and encodes 818 amino acids. Gene Ontology annotation, biological process: establishment of sister chromatid cohesion; nucleobase-containing compound metabolic process. Lineage: Eukaryota; Metazoa; Nematoda; Chromadorea; Rhabditida; Rhabditidae. Gene Ontology annotation, cellular component: nucleus. The transcript is spliced from 9 exons. The record is from RefSeq and is a predicted model, not a curated record.